CAAAUUUUUUUUUCCCUGCCUUAAAGGCCAAUCACACCGUUACCUGAGAAGCAGCAAUCUUGGAAGUCAUCUACAUAUACCAAACCGCCAUUUAAUGGCGCCUCUAUGGUGACCGCAGACCGCAGAGUCUUCCAAAAGUAUCGUGAUUUUUCUCCUUCCUUCUCGUUUCCCAUAAAAGCGAACGAAACCCACGAACUUUCCCUAGAAAUAUUUUCCUUGAUGUUUUUCCCGGAAAAUCGAAAUGGGAAAGUGUGGAUUGUUUGAUCUAGAGAAGCACUUUGCCUUCUAUGGUGCAUACCAUAGUAACCCGAUAAACAUAGUAAUCCACAUGAUAUUUGUUUGGCCAAUCUUUUUCACUGCUCUUCUUCUUCUUUACUUUACUCCUUCUCUGUUUAACCUCAAGUUCUCUCUGUUCGGUUACGAUGCUUUUCUGCUUUUCAAUUUUGGGUUCUUGUUUGCUUUUAUCUAUGCUGUGUUUUAUAUCUGUCUUGAUGCGAAAGCUGGUUCCUUGGCUGCUCUGCUUUGUGCUUUUUGUUGGGUGGCUAGUAGUUUUCUGGCUCGCUGGCUUGGGUUUUCUCUUGCUUGGAAGGUUGUUCUGGUGGCUCAAAUUGUUUGUUGGACCGGACAGUUCAUCGGCCAUGGUGUCUUUGAGAAACGAGCACCAGCUCUUUUGGACAAUCUGACUCAAGCCCUUGUAAUGGCUCCCUUCUUUGUGCUCUUGGAGGCUCUUCAAGCAUUCUUUGGUUAUGAACCAUAUCCAGGAUUUCAUAAAAAUGUUCAAGCAAAGAUCAAAGCUGAAUUGAAUGAAUGGCAAGAGAAGAAGCAGAAGUUGCUCAAGUAAUUUAAAUAGUGGUUUGUGUGUGAUUUGCAUUAUUGAUCAGCAUAGUUCCUGUAACUUGAAGAAACUAAAUUAGACUACACUUAUUUUCUAUAUAAAUAUGAAUGUUCAGAAUUAUUA
Molecule: messenger RNA, 958 nt
Organism: Manihot esculenta (cassava)
Lineage: Eukaryota; Viridiplantae; Streptophyta; Magnoliopsida; Malpighiales; Euphorbiaceae
Product: 2-hydroxy-palmitic acid dioxygenase mpo1
Exons: 4
Coding region: 242-841 (199 amino acids)
Biological process (GO): sphingoid catabolic process
Cellular component (GO): endoplasmic reticulum
Source: RefSeq, a predicted model, not a curated record